This is a messenger RNA of Medicago truncatula (barrel medic), 1859 nucleotides long. RefSeq names its product bystin. The coding region runs from base 174 to 1520 and encodes 448 amino acids. Lineage: Eukaryota; Viridiplantae; Streptophyta; Magnoliopsida; Fabales; Fabaceae. The record is from RefSeq and is a predicted model, not a curated record. Gene Ontology annotation, molecular function: snoRNA binding. Gene Ontology annotation, cellular component: nucleolus; preribosome, small subunit precursor; cytoplasm. Gene Ontology annotation, biological process: rRNA processing. The transcript has 11 exons.
UAAACCCUAAAAACAAGUAAAAACUCAGCAGCUCUGCUCUUGUCAACUUAGAGCCGCACUGAACUCAACGCAGCCGGAGUCCUUCAGCCGCCGCCACAAAUUAUCGACCUAAACCUCUACAAUACGAAACCCUAGUUUCUCCACCUUGAAGUAGAAGAACAGAUUCAUCAUCAAUGGCGAAGAAGAGAAAGGAAAGAAUUCAAAACCCCGAACCCUUCAUUCCAGAUGGCACUGAAUAUGCCAAAUCCAAGAAAUCCUCCAAAGCUCCAAAGCGCCACCAGAAAGAAGGCGAGUUGAUUGAUUCUCACAUCAGUUCAAAAAUUAUCAAGGAAGCUAAGCUUCAAUUGAGAGAGGUUGAAGAGGAAGAUGAAGCUGAUGAACAAAAUGUUACUAGAAACUCGUUUCGCGGUGUCGAAGAGGCUCCCAAUGUUCCCAUUGUUGCUGAGGAUGAUAUUGAUGGUGAUAUUGAUGAUUUUAGUGGGUUUGAUGAAAAUCAAAGCCAUGUUGAUGGUGAAGUUGCUGAUAUUACUCCGGAGGAUGAGAGAAUAUUGGCAUUAUUCAAUUCCAAGGACUCGGGUGGCCAGAUAACACUUGCAGACACCAUUGUUAAAAGAUUAGCAGGACCUGUUGCUACAGAGAAUCCACCAGUGCCUAAAAUGGAUGAAAAAAUUCUUGACAUAUACAAAGGGGUUGCAGAUCUUCUUAGCAGAUAUACAGUAGGCAAAAUCCCCAAGGCAUUUAAACACAUCCCUUCGAUGCAAAAUUGGGAGGAGGUCUUAUAUCUUACUGAACCUCAAAAGUGGUCUCCAAAUGCUUUGUUUCAAGCCACUAGGAUUUUUGCUUCUAAUUUCGGUGCAAAAAAGGCUGAGCGCUUCUACAAGCUUGUGUUGCUUCCAAGAGUGAGAGAUGAUAUAAAAAAGAACCAACGGCUGCAUUUUGCUUUAUACCAAACACUGAAAAAGUCAUUGUACAAACCUGCUGCUUUCUUUAAGGGGAUAUUAUUUCCACUAUGCGAGUCACGCACAUGCACUCUCAGAGAAGCAGUCAUUGUUGGAAGCAUUAUAGAGAAGUGUACUAUUCCUCCACUCCAUUCAAGUGUUGCCCUAUUGAAGCUUGCUGGGAUGGAUUAUUGUGGCACUACAAGCUAUUUCAUAAAGCUUUUUCUGGAGAAGAAAUAUGCAUUGCCGUAUCGUGUGGUUGAUGCAGUUGUUGCGCAUUUCAUGAGAUUUGAAAAUGAUACUAGAACAAUGCCUGUUAUAUGGCACCAAUCACUUCUUGCAUUUGUGCAGAGGUACAAAAAUGAACUACAGAAGGAAGAUAAGGAAAAUUUAAAGCUUCUUCUGGAAAAGCAAAAUCAUAUCUUGGUUACACCUGAAAUAAGUAGAGAGCUAGACCACAGCCGUAACCGAGGUGAAAAGGAGGACGAUCUUAUGUCAAAUUCCGCUCCAGUAUCUGUGAUAAACAAGACUAUCAAAGAAGAUAGAUUCGACAUUCCAGAUGUACCAAUGGAGUUGGACUAAUUUAUUGAGGUUUUCCCCUUGGAGAAACUGUACACACCCUCAUCUUCAUGCUGACGAUAGUCUCUCCACAAUUUUGUACUCGGAUGCGCGUGAAUUACUGGAUUUUCAUGCUUAUGUGUUUUUUCGAUGAUAUUUCAACUACUGCAUGUUUUGCUUGUUUCUAGGGUGAUUGGACAUUUUUUUUUACUAGGGUGAUUGAACCUAAGGGGUAUAUUUAUUUUCUAGAGUGAUUGGAAACUGUAUUACUAUAGCUCAUUUUGCUUCUUACAUUAUAUAUUUAUGCACGCUAUUCACAUUUACUGUUUUUUAAAGGGAUAAAUAGAUGAAUUUCUUUUUAAA